AUGAAGUGGGGCUGGGUGUUUUUGGGGGUCUUCCUAUCUUUGGGGACCCUGUCCUGGGGGGAGAAGGGCUUGGAGGUCCCUGAGUAUGACGGCAAAGACCGCGUCCAUGACCUCAACGUCAAGAACUACAAGUCCAUCAUGAAGAAGUACGACGUGAUGGUGAUCUACUACCACAAAUACGUGGACGGAAACCGCAACGCCAUGAAGCAGUUUCAGAGCGAGGAGCUGGCUUUGGAGCUCGCAGCCCAAGUUCUGGGCGACUUUGACGAUGAGGACAUUGGAUUCGGCCUGGUGGACGAAAAGAAGGACGCUUCUGUUGCCAAGAAGCUCGGUCUGGAUGAGGUGGAGAGCAUCUACAUCUUUGCCGACAAUGAGAUCAUCGAGUACGACGGAGAGCUGGCAGCCGACACCCUGGUGGAGUUCCUCUAUGAUGUGGUCGAAGACCCCGUGGAGAUCAUCGACAACGAGCGUGAGCUGAAGGGUUUCCACAACAUGGACGAGGUCAUCAAGCUUGUUGGCUAUUUCCGGAGCGAGAAAUCUCCCCACUUCAUUGAGUACGAUGACGCUGCCGAGGAGUUCCACCCCUUCAUCAAAUUCUAUGCCACAUUCGACCUCAAGAUCGCCAAGAAGCUGAAGUUGAAGAUGAAUGAAGUGGACUUCUAUGAGCCCUUCAUGGAGGAGCCCGUCACCAUUCCAGGAAAGCCCUACAUAGAGUCUGAGCUUGUUGAGUACAUUGAACAGCAUGACAGGCCAACACUGAGGAAGCUUGAGCCUCACAGCAUGUAUGAGAUCUGGGAGGAUGACAUUGAUGGAGAGCACAUUGUUGCCUUUGCUGAGGAAGAUGACCCAGACGGUUAUGAAUUCCUGGAGAUCCUGAAGGAGGUGGCACGCGAGAACACUGACAACCCCAACCUCAGCAUCAUCUGGAUUGACCCCGACAAUUUCCCCCUGCUGGUGCCAUACUGGGAGAAGACCUUCCGCAUCGACCUCUCUUCUCCUCACAUUGGUGUCGUUGAUGUUGAGGACGCCGACAGCGUGUGGAUGGAAAUGGAUGACCAGGACGACAUGCCAACAGCUGACGAGCUCGAGCAGUGGAUCGAGGACGUUCUGUCUGGAAAGAUCGACCCAGAUGAUGAUGAUGAGGACGACGACGACGAUGAUGAUGAUGAUGAUGAUGAUGACGAUGAUGAUGAAGAUGAUGACGACGACGACGAUGAUGAUGAUGAUGAUGAUGACGACGAUGAUGACGAUGAUGACGAUGAUGACGACGAUGACGACGAUGAUGACGACGAUGAUGACGACGAUGAUGACGACGAUGAUGAAUAA
This is a messenger RNA of Anoplopoma fimbria (sablefish), 1326 nucleotides long. It is a transcript of the gene casq1b, whose product is annotated as calsequestrin 1b. Gene Ontology annotation, molecular function: calcium ion binding. NCBI's taxonomy places the organism in Eukaryota, Metazoa, Chordata, Actinopteri, Perciformes, Anoplopomatidae. Gene Ontology annotation, cellular component: sarcoplasmic reticulum lumen. Gene Ontology annotation, biological process: regulation of skeletal muscle contraction by regulation of release of sequestered calcium ion. Bases 1 to 1326 code for a protein of 441 amino acids. The transcript has 11 exons. The record is from RefSeq and is a predicted model, not a curated record.